Chaetomium strumarium is the source of this 2955-nucleotide messenger RNA. RefSeq lists its product as uncharacterized. Bases 1 to 2955 code for a protein of 984 amino acids. The record is from RefSeq and is a predicted model, not a curated record. Gene Ontology annotation, molecular function: ATP binding; ATP hydrolysis activity. The transcript has 8 exons. NCBI's taxonomy places the organism in Eukaryota, Fungi, Ascomycota, Sordariomycetes, Sordariales, Chaetomiaceae.
AUGAACGAUGCGAGGGAGAACAAGGAUCCGGGAACCGAGUGCAAGACGCACGACAAAACCGAUGAGGACUCUGGCAAUAAGCCCGGCAGCAAGAAGCCCCCGGCGAAGGGCUUUGAAGACAUCGAUAGUGAUGGUGAGGGGGCGUUUAGCAGAUUCUCGUCGCUUCAAAGAGAAUCGUUAGGCAUCUCUUACCUCGGUCCGCACCGUCUCCCGUCGCUGCCCCAGCGACGAGCGAAAGCUGCGCGAAGGCUCAUGCAAACAAAGGCCUACGCCGAGUUGAUCGAAGAGAGAAUCCUGGAGCUCGAGCGUAAGGUCCAAAGCCUCUCCAACGACGAAACUCCCCUGGUCGAAGCCGGCAGGUCUAAACGCGACGUCCCUACGCUGUUGCAAGCCGUUCCCAUGGGGUGGAGCGAGUUCAACAGCCGCGCCAACUUCAACGUCAGCCGGAAGGACUAUCCGGGAUAUUGGCCGCAUCGCCCAGAACUCGACGAUGCGUCGAAGCCCGUCAUUGAGAUACUCACCGAGGAGCCACGCUACGGCAGCUUCCCAACCGACUUCUACAGCCACCCCUCGGAUGUGACGAAGUUGCAUUGCGUCCGCCACGUGCCGUCACCUUUGGAAAACCAGCAUUCGCUAGCUGAGCCGUAUCGCAUCCGGAUCCGGUCAAAGCUACUUCUCAAGCUCAUCAAGCAGCUCACCGGAUGCAACGUUCUUCGUGGCCCUCACGAGCAUCGGCUGCUAAUGUUGCGACCGUUCAAGCUGCUGGUGCGCUUUGCGGAGGACAUACGAAAACAUGCUCAAGAUCUGGCCGAGGGGAUCAAUAAUGGGAGGCCGGUGCCCGAGAUGAAGUCACAGGAAGCGAUCGACCAGCUCAACUUGCUGACGGACACGAUUAACAAGUACCUGUCCCACCCACUCAGCUUGCAGAAGAGCAUCGACCACAGAGUCACCAAGAUCGCCUUCAGCCAGUUGUGGUACUUCUUCAAACCCGGGUAUGAAGUCCGGACCCCCAGGGAUUCUCAGAUACAACUGUACCGCAUUGCCAAGGUGACAGGAGGACGAGACCCAGUCAGCCUGACACCGCAAGAGCGUGCCAUGCAGGUGGUCCCGGGUGAAGACAUCAAUCGCGCCUCCACAAAGUUCAAGGACGAUGGAUACUCUGAAGGUUCCUUCAUUAUUGAGUGCUUCUACAUUCAUUAUGACGGCACCAGGUUUGGCCCGGUCAAUGCAUCAUUCCAGAUCCGCAAGUUCGACGGUGAACGCGACAUCACAGCCUUACCAGUUGUACCUCUCCAGUGGUACGAAAAUAAAGAUGAGAUACGCAAGAGGCUGCUGGAGCGUGGCGAUAAGUUCAAGCAACUUUCCCAUCCCAAGGAGAGAGCGCAUCGCCGGUACAAAGGGCUGACGCUAGACAAGAACCCAGAACAGGUUGAGUCCGAAGUCAUCAUCGACUUCGAGCUCGCUUUCAUUCAGACCAAGAUCGACAAGCCCUCUCUCGGACUGCAGGACAGGUUGGUAUCAGACAACAUGCGCGAGCUGAGGGACAGCGUGAAGACGAUGCAUCCCAUGUGCGAGCAAGCCGGCUGCUGUGGAAACGAUAUCACCUUUAACGACUAUGAGGUGGACGAGCUCGAGCGCAACGAGUUCAGGGACAAGGACCGGGACCUCUUUGAUACCAACAUCGAGGAUCCGAGCCUCUUGAAGUCGAAACACAUCAUUCUCUUGCCGCCUCAUGUGUACGGCUUCGUCCUCAGGACGAGGCGUUGGGCGACCUUUGAUAUCGAUCUUCUCAAAGAGAUACCGCGCAACGAAGAUGCGUGGGAGAACCUAGUCAUCGACCCCGACAUCAAAAAAACGGUUCUCGGGCUGGUUACAAACCAUGAACGGCAAGCGGAUGCCGAGAAGAUGAUCAACGGCGGAUUGUCCUCGGUAGACUUGGUCCCGGGCAAGGGAAGGGGUCUGAUCAUCCUCCUCCACGGUGAGCCUGGGGUGGGCAAGACGAGCACUGCCGAAUGCGUAGCUGCCUAUACGAAGCGCCCUCUGUUCCCAAUUACGUGCGGUGAUAUUGGCGACAAGGCCGAGGCGGUCGAGACGAACCUGGAGAAGAACUUCCAGCUUGCCCACAAGUGGGGAUGCGUCCUUUUGCUUGACGAAGCCGACAUCUUCCUAAGCGCACGCAGCGAAGAGGACAUCCAGCGAAACGCUAUCGUGUCCGGUGCUACUACAGUGUAUGGCAUUUUGUUUCUGACGACCAACCGAGUCGGCAAGAUCGACAGAGCAUUCAAGUCGCGCAUCCACGUCAGCCUUCUAUACAAGAAGCUGGACCUAAAGCGAACUCUCCGAAUCUGGGACAAUAACCUAAAAAUGGUGAGGGAAAAGCUCGGCAUUGCUUCUAACAAUACGGAGAUCAUGGAGUUCGCCAAGGACCAUUAUAAACGGCUCAAGCGCUCGCCGGAUCUCGUCGUGUGGAACGCAAGACAAAUCCGGAACGCCUUCCAAACCGCCGUCGCCAUCGCUGCCUACGAGUCCUACGGCGCACACGGGAACAGCGGCAACACGGGCUUGCUGGGCACCGUCCUCGAAGCGUCGCAUUUCGAGAAAGUUGCCAAGAGCGCCGUACAGUUCGAUCGGUAUCUCAAGCAGGCGAGCGACCGCACCGACCCGGAACACGCGAAGGAAUUUAAUGAAAGAGAUGACGAGUAUAUGUCGCAAGACGAGGAAGGGAAUUUGAAGAAGCAGCCAAAGAAACGGUCCAGGGGCGGAAGUCGAAGUAGACGAAAGUCUAACAAGCGCGAUGAGUCGAUGACCGAGGAUUCCGAUGAUGAUUCGGAUGACGGUAAGGGGAGAAAGGGGGACAAGGAGUCAUGGGAAGUCUCGGAUUCGGACUCGGAUUCGGACUCGGAGGACGAGAAGGCUCGACGGCAGUCAAAGAAGAGAAAGAGGGCGCGCAUGUAG